AUGUCGGGAACCAUCAUUGGCAAGUUCAACCCUUUACAUGGCGGUGACAUCAUCCUCUCUCUGUUUCACAAGCACACGACCUUUGGCCAUUUGAAGCAAAUCCACUCCCUCCUCAUCACCUUUGGCCUCUCACAAAACCCUUUCUUCCUCGCCAAGCUUGUUACUUCCAUUGCAGCCUCUCAACCUAGCCAUCUUGCCUACACUUCGCUGCUCUUCGACGGGGUAGAAGCACCCACCACUCAGUUAUGGAAUUCCAUAAUCAGAUCAUUCUCUACGAGUUCAGAACCUCGCAGGUCCCUCAUUUCCUAUUCAAAAAUGCGCACAAAUGGUAUUGCUCCCGACAAGCACACCUUCCCUUUGCUUCUCAAGGCCCUUUCCAAGUUGGAAAACGAAAACCCAUUUCAGUUUUACGCUCAUAUAGUCAAGUUUGGAUUGAAUUUUGACCAAUUUGUGAGGAAUUCAUUGAUAUCUGCAUUUUCUGGUUGCGGCUAUUUAGAGUCUGCCAACCAGGUGUUUGAUGAAAGUACGCACAAGGAUGUGGUUGCUUGGACUGCAUUUAUUGACGGGUAUGUGAAAAACGGUCGUGGCCUGGAAGCAAUCAAGUGUUUUUUGGAGAUGAGAUUGAUGGGAAUUAGGGUCGAUGAGGUGACAGUUGUUAGUGUUCUUUGUGCUGCCGGAAUGGCUGGUGAUAUUUGGUUUGGACGGUGUGUUCAUGGGUUCUAUGUGGAAGCAGGUAGAGUACAAUGGGAUGCCUAUGUUGGUAGCGCUCUUCUGGAUAUGUACAUGAAGUGCGGCUACCAUGAAGAUGCUUGUAAAGUUUUUAAUGAAAUGCCAGUUAAAAAUGUAGUUUGUUGGAGUGCCUUGAUCGCAGGUUUUGCACAAUGUAGCAAAUAUAAAGAUGCAUUGCUUGCCUUGAAAUAUAUGCUUUCAGAGAGCAUCAGACCUAACCAAUCUACAUUCACGAGUGUACUUACUUCUUGUGCGCACCUAGGGGCACUAGAUCAAGGAAAGUUGGUUCAUGGUUACAUAUGUAGGCAUAAAAUUCCAGUGAACUCGUUACUUGGAACAGCAUUAGUAGAUAUGUAUGCAAAAUGUGGUUGUAUUGAUGAGGCUCUAUCUGUUUUUGGAAAGUUGCCCACCAAGGACGUCUUUACUUGGACUGCCAUGAUUAGUGGGUUGGCAAUGGAUGGGGAUGCUUUAAAAGCUUUGAACUUCUUCUCACGUAUGUUACAGAGUGGGGUUCUACCUAAUGAAGUAACCUUCAUUGGUGUUCUUAGUGCUUGUUCUCAUGGAGGUCUUGUAGAUGAGGGACGUAAGCUUUUUGGUUCAAUGAAGCAGGUUUUUCAUUUGGAGCCUACUGUAGACCACUACGGUUGUAUGGUUGAUUUACUUGGUAGAGCUGGGUACUUGGAAGAAGCAAGAAAAAUGAUUGAGGGGAUGCCAAUGUUGCCAACAGCUGGUGUAUGGGGAGCUCUGCUUGGUGCCUGUGUGAUUCAUAAGAAUUUUGAGCUAGGGGAACUUGUAGGAAAUCAUCUGAUCAAGCUGCAGUCAAAUCACAGUGGACGAUACAUACUUUUGUCAAACUUGUACUCGACAUGGAAAAAAUGGGAAAUAGCUGCUGGCAUAAGGAAGCUCAUGAAAGGGAAACGUGUUGAAAAGAUAACAGGGUAUAGCUGGAUAGAAGUCAAUGGUGCAAUUUUUGAGUUCGCUGCUUUUGGCAAAUCACAUUCUGAAUCAGAUAAUAUAUAUUUGAUGCUGGACAACAUGUUCGUCCAAUUGAAACUCGCUGGUUAUGUUCCAGAUACUAACCUACUUGCGUUUGACAUUGAUGGAAUCUGA
Messenger RNA from Prunus armeniaca (apricot), 1839 nucleotides. NCBI's taxonomy places the organism in Eukaryota, Viridiplantae, Streptophyta, Magnoliopsida, Rosales, Rosaceae. The record is from the annotation of a GenBank genome assembly.